Messenger RNA from Bathycoccus prasinos, 312 nucleotides. RefSeq lists its product with no specific name. The coding region runs from base 1 to 312 and encodes 103 amino acids. The record is from RefSeq and is a predicted model, not a curated record. Lineage: Eukaryota; Viridiplantae; Chlorophyta; Mamiellophyceae; Mamiellales; Bathycoccaceae. The transcript has a single exon.
AUGAAGAGCAGUUUUAGUAGUCAUCAAAACGUACAAAGAAGAUCCUACGGGGGCGCCACGCCGAAAGGAUCGUCGUACUUUUCCGAAGGCACGCAAACGAAAAGAAACGGACUUCUCUUCGGGGAAACCCCACCUUUAAAAGGGCAAAAACGAAUCAGAGAGAGCUGGGAACUGCCGUAUUUUGUGACCUUCUUCAGCGCGGGUGUGAUUUUAUGCGUCGGUUUGAACGGGAAACCGGACACCAGUUUAGUCGGAUGGGCGAAAGAAGAAGCGAGGAAAAGGUUAGAAAAAGAAGAAGAAGACGAGAGAUGA